ACAGGGACAACCCUUUCCCCUCCUGCUCUCUCUCCCUCUCUCUCCCUCUCAGUGGGAAAGCAGAUCAGUGGAGGAGAGAGAGAGCCGUGUCAUUGAGUGCCAGCAAGAAGAGAGGAGCAGUUAACUCAGACGCGCUGCGGCCUGACACACACAUGCUCUACCUUACAACAACACACAUGUACUCAUGGUUGCAUGCACAUGCACACUGACACAGCGCUAGCUGGAGUUAGUCUGAAGACAGAGGACAGGCAUCUCUGAGGACAAGAAGGGGCCCAAAGAAAGAAAGCACCACAGAGAAAAAGAGGGAAGGAGAAAGAGAGGGAGAGGAGGGGCUGCUUUGGAACUGACACAGUCCAACACCUGGUGUCCACACAGCUGGAAGAAAAACCAUGCUGGACAAGCUGUCUGAGGAGACAGAGUUGGAUGUGAGAGGCGGUGUGGUGCGGAAAGAACAAGAUCGAGAGAGGGCACGCGAGUCCACGGCCAGAGCCAGCAGUAGGAAAAGCAGCAGCGGUCCAGGGGGUGGAGGAGCAGAAGGAGAAAGCUCCAUGCAGUUCAGCACCAAACCAGCCAGCGCCGAGCCGGGCUUCAUGGGGACAUGGACACAGCAGAGCACUGACAGCAACCUCCUCUUCAGAAUGUCCCAGCAGGCCAUCCGCUGUACUCUGGUAAACUGCACAUGUGAGUGUUUCCAGCCUGGAAAAAUCCACCUCCGGACAUGUGACCAGUGCAAGCAUGGAUGGGUCGCGCAUGCUCUAGACAAGCUGAGCACACAGCAUCUCUACCACCCGACGCAGGUGGAGAUUGUACAGUCCAAUGUGGUGUUUGACAUUAGCAGUCUGAUGCUGUAUGGGACUCAGGCAGUACCUGUGAGGUUAAAGAUCCUGCUGGACCGUCUGUUCAGCGUUCUCAAACAGGAAGAGUAA
Molecule: messenger RNA, 926 nt
Organism: Carassius carassius (crucian carp)
Lineage: Eukaryota; Metazoa; Chordata; Actinopteri; Cypriniformes; Cyprinidae
Product: zinc finger protein basonuclin-2-like
Exons: 4
Coding region: 390-926 (178 amino acids)
Biological process (GO): regulation of DNA-templated transcription
Cellular component (GO): nucleus
Source: RefSeq, a predicted model, not a curated record